Vigna unguiculata (cowpea) is the source of this 1461-nucleotide messenger RNA. RefSeq lists its product as uncharacterized. The record is from RefSeq and is a predicted model, not a curated record. Lineage: Eukaryota; Viridiplantae; Streptophyta; Magnoliopsida; Fabales; Fabaceae. Gene Ontology annotation, molecular function: nucleic acid binding; RNA-DNA hybrid ribonuclease activity.
AUGAGGAGUCCCAGGAAUCUGAAGGAAAUCCAGCGAUUGGUCGGACGAUUGACCUCUCUCGCACGGUUCUUGCCCAAACUCACAAAGAAGGUCCGGCCGAUUUUAAAGAUCAUGAAGAAGCAGACCGCGAAUAAGUGGGAUGAUCAAUGUGAGACAGCGUUUCAGCAGAUAAAGGAGAUGAUCAGCCGUCCCCCUAUCAUGAGCCGACCGAUAGAGGGCUUGCCUUUGCAGUUAUACUUGUCAGUGUCGGACGACACGAUCAGCGCGACCUUGGUACAGGAAAGUCCAGAGCAACGACCGGUGUACUUCAUCAAUCGUGUGUUGCAAAGUGCGGAAACGAGGUAUCAGUUAAUUGAGAAGAUAGCCUUGGCGCUAUUGACAGCCGCGCGCCGACUGCGCCAAUACUUCCAGAGUCACCAGGUUAUCGUCCGUACCGAUCAUCCCAUAGCCAAGAUACUCCGGAAGCCCGACUUGGCCGGAAGAAUGAUCGUCUGGUCAGUCGAGUUAUCCGAGUUCGGAUUGAAAUACAAACCUAGAGGAUCGGUCAAAGGACAACAUUUAGCAGACUUUGCAGCCGAGCUUCACGGACCGAUCUCCUCUUCGGAGCAAGUGUGGGUUCUCUUCGUUGACGGGUCGUCGGACAAACGCAAUGCUGGAGCAGGAAUCGUCAUUGAAGGACCGAGCGGUUUCACGGUUGAGCACUCCUUGCAGUUCAAGUUUAAAGCCUCGAACAACCAAGUAGAAUACGAAGCGCUGAUUGCCGGGCUAAGGCUGGCAAAAGACCUGGGAGCGACAAGAUUAAAGUGCAACACCGAUUCGAAGCUCGUUGUCGGGCAGGUACAAGGGGAAUACCAGGUUAGGGACGACCUGCUGCUUCAGUAUUAUCACAAGGUGGUCGAAGCCAUGAAGGAGUUCGAAGAAAUUACCAUCCACUACAUUCCCCGAGCGGAAAAUACCAGAGCCGAUAGGCUAUCUAAGCUGGCGGAAGGAAAAAAGAAGGGUCAGUUGAAGACAAUCAUCAGGCAAACCCUGAUGAGACCCUCAGCGGGAGAAUGCGCGGCGGCAGAUCGGUCGGUAGAUUGGAUGGGGGAGGUCCGAGAACUCCUAAGAAGGUGCGACGCGGGAGAAGUGAAACCGGUAGAGAGACGACGAGCACUCCGGUUCGUGGUGAUCGGAGAAGACCUCUAUAAGAGGGGCUUUACACUACCGCUCCUCAAAUGCCUAUCGGGAGAGGAAGCCGAAUAUAUUAUGAAUGAAGUCCACAAUGGCAUUUGUGGUAUGCACACCGGUCGGAGAACGAUUAAAGCGAGGAUACUCUGGGUGGGUUAUUAUUGGCCGACCAUGGAGCAAGACUGCGAAGUCAUGAUACACAAGUGUGAAGGUUGCCAAGCCCAUGGAAACGAUGUCAAGAAAGCUCCGAACGAGCUACAUAGCCUGACAGCCCCUUGGCCUUUCGCAUAG